UAUAGUGGGUGUUUUCUUUGAGUUGCUUAUUCUGAGGAAGAAUCUUGAGAGAUCUUAUUAGGUUGUGGUUAAAACUUUAAAAAUGGAAACAUACAUUCGCUUAGCUGACUCGGUUAUUGAAUUCGAUAUCGAAUUUCUUGGCACACCCACAAUUGAACACACCAAGCAUUCGCUGAAAAUUCAGCAAGAGGAGCUAAAGGUGAUGUGGGAGAAAGCCAAAGCACUUUUUGAUGACUUGCUGGCUACGGAAUCAAUUGGUGCUAAAGAUCUAAGUUCGAUACGUAAGAAAGGAAAAACGUGCUAUGCAGCUUUUGUGCGAUGUAUGUCCAAAAUAAACGAUUUGUCGGAAAAAUUUGAAAAAUCCGAAAAGGAAGAUGAGGACAUGUCAGCCACACAGCAUAAUUUACACCUACCGCCUUGUGAUAUCGACGCAUUCAAGGGCGAUUAUUUGUCAUGGCCAACAUUUCGUGACAUGUUCACGGCUAUAUAUAUAUUGAACAAGCGGCUGACACCCAUUCAAAAGCUUUACUAUCUUAGUCAGAAAACGCAGGGUGAAGCCAAAGAAAUUGUUAAGAAAUGCGACCUGACAAAUGAUGGGUUUAAUAUAGCCUGGAAGAAUUUGUGCGAUAGUUGAAGAUCCUCUUCAAUCUACAGGCGGUGGAAACUGAAUGCGGGAGUGCAAUUAAAAGAUUGCAAAGGGAUAUAAACAAUUG
Molecule: messenger RNA, 713 nt
Organism: Rhagoletis pomonella (apple maggot)
Lineage: Eukaryota; Metazoa; Arthropoda; Insecta; Diptera; Tephritidae
Exons: 2
Coding region: 83-634 (183 amino acids)
Source: RefSeq, a predicted model, not a curated record